Messenger RNA from Ipomoea triloba (trilobed morning glory), 1615 nucleotides. RefSeq lists its product as uncharacterized. The transcript is spliced from 5 exons. The record is from RefSeq and is a predicted model, not a curated record. NCBI's taxonomy places the organism in Eukaryota, Viridiplantae, Streptophyta, Magnoliopsida, Solanales, Convolvulaceae. Bases 171 to 1442 code for a protein of 423 amino acids.
UCGCUAGCUUGUCGUGUUCGCAAUUCGCCCACAUUAUAUUGCUAUCCUAAACUUCAAUUGCUUUCAUGUUUUCACUUCUGGGUUUCUUCGAUCAAUCUUUGUUUUUGUUUCUUCACUUAUUUCUGGGGUUUUCUUCACCCAUCCACCAACUAUCAGGCCGGCAGUGAGAUAUGUCACGCAAUUCAGAUUGUUGGCUGCUUUCACUGCCAAUCUUACUAAUAUUGGCAACAUCUUCAUCUCCAACUUCACAAGCUACCACUUUAAGAAAUAAGAAUGGGGUGAAAACAGCUACAUACCUAUCACCAAAGGUUGAAGUUGAACCCGGAAUGGUAUCAAUCGAAUACUAUUACAAAAUCGACUUCCCAAAAGGCCAUAUUGCCAUCAAAGGAUUUGAUGCAGAAGUGGUUGAUGAAGCAGGGAACUCAGUCCCUCUUCACGAGGCAUAUCUCCACCAUUGGACCGUUGUAAGGUCCUAUAUACGUCAAGGUGUUGAAAACCCAAGUUUGGGGACUAACCAAUCAGACUAUAUAGUCGUGGGGAACUCUGGAAUUUGUGCAACUCUUCCACAACAUUUUGGACUCGGAGCAGAGACGAGAAAAACAGACAGUCGUAUCCCAAAUCCAUAUGGAAUAGAAGUUGGGAAUCCAACCGAUAUUCCCGAAGGUUAUAACGAGGGAUGGACACUUAACGUGCAUAUAAUCGAUACGCGGGGUGUGGAAGAUAGGAUGGGAUGCACUGAGUGUAGGUGUGACUUGUAUAAUCUCACAAUGGAUGUGCAAAAGUUAUUUAAAGAACGAGGUUAUAUUGGAGGCUUGUUUUGUUGCGGUGACAAGAUGAGAUGCAAGUUAAAACAAGGAUAUAAUAGUGGUACCAAAAGAAGUCUCUAUCUAAAGUACACUGUGAGAUAUGUUGACUGGGAUUCCUCUAUUGUGCCUCUCAAAAUUUAUUUACUUGAUGCUGUUGAUCCUUGGAAAAUGUCUGAUGACUCCAAAGGGGUCAAUAAAUUGCACCCGUGCCAGGUUGAAUAUUCUGUUGAGUCAUGUUCUUCUGCCGUGGCUAAUGAUAAAUGUGUUCAUACCCAAAGUGCAAGUGUAGUUUUGCCAAGUGGAGGGGAUGUCAUCUAUGCUGUUGCCCACCAGCAUGCAGGAGGGGUUGGUUCAACUCUUUAUGGAAAGGAUGGACGGAUAAUAUGCGCAUCUGUUCCGAUUUACGGAACGGGAAAAGAGGCUGGAAAUGAAGCGGGAUACAUUGUAGGAAUGAAAACUUGUUAUCCUCGACCUGGUUCUGUCAUGAUUGCUGAGGGGGAGAUGAUAACUAUUGUGUCUAAUUAUAGCAAUAGCCAGAGCCAUACUGGGGUCAUGGGAUUCUUUUACCUUGCUGUUGCUGAACCUUUGAAGAAACCCAAUUCUAUCAUGCAUGCUCAAAACAAGGUGAUGCCAUGAUCCCAACAAAUGCCCUUUGGGCUUUAUUUGCACCGUGUGGAAUUGCAAAUUGGAACAAUAGCUACGAACCUAUAGUUGUUUGACCGAGGCGGCCGUUUCAUGCUCUGGUUUACAUGUUUGAUGUGUAAUAUUACUACUUUUUCAUCGUAUUUUGUAUCUCCUUUUAAGUUUAA